Molecule: messenger RNA, 858 nt
Organism: Radiomyces spectabilis
Lineage: Eukaryota; Fungi; Mucoromycota; Mucoromycetes; Mucorales; Radiomycetaceae
Exons: 2
Coding region: 1-858 (285 amino acids)
Source: RefSeq, a predicted model, not a curated record
AUGAAUACCACUGCAGAAGAUGGCGAACCUACGGAACAUGUGCUGAUCGUGACCCCAUUCAAAGAAUCAGCUCAUUUAAUUGAACGUUAUUUCGACAGCGUCAAUCGACUCACUUAUCCUCAUCGCUUGAUUUCGCUCGGAUUCCUGGUCAGUGAUUCCAAAGACGGUACGGUGGAAAAGCUGCAAGAUCAUGCACGAUACAUCGCAUCACAACAACAGCCCUGGGAAAAAUUCCAUCGGAUCUCUAUUUUUCAGAAAGAUUUUCAUUACGAUUUGGCCACCAACGAAGACAGACAUGCUUUCAAUGUCCAAAUUCAGCGACGACAAAUCAUGGCCAAGAGUCGAAAUAUCUUAUUAAAUUCGGCAUUGACCGAGGAGAUUUCUUGGGUGCUUUGGCUGGAUGGUGAUGUGCUGGAGUAUCCGGCCACCUUAUUGGAAGAACUGAUCGGCAUGGACAAGGAUAUCAUCGUUCCCAACUGUUACUGGCACUCGUACAACGAAGAAGGGGGUUAUGACAAGAAUAACUGGCAAGAAACUCCGGAAAGUUGGGAAUUCCAAAAGACACUGCAACCGGAUGAUGUGCUUGUAGAAGGUUAUCCGGAAUUAAUCACGCAUCGCAAGUUGAUGAUUGAUAUGCGUCAUGAGAACGGGCAAACGGAUUUGUAUUAUGCUGUGCCUUUGGAUGCCGUGGGCGGCACUUGUACCUUGGUCCGAGCUCAAGUGCAUCGGGAUGGAGCGAUAUUCCCAGCAUUCCCAUUUCGUCAUCAAGUGGAAACAGAAGGACUGGCAAAGAUGGCCACUGCCCUUGGUUAUGAGAUUUGGGGGUUACCAAAUUAUCUGGUCUAUCAUUAUAUAUAA